GACCAGUGUAACUUUUGAUCUUCUAAGACCAGAAGUUGGGCGUCUUUGGAAAGGUGAAGGUCCCGCCAGCGAUAUAAAAGCCCAGCGCACCUCGCACCCCCGCCCAGUCCCUCUCCGGGUGUCCACGAGGGAGAAUGUUAGUCCCUGUGGUGCUCGCGGUCGUAGCCGCCGUCCAGGUGGAAUGCGCCUCGAAUUACAAUUGGCCGGGAUUUUCAUACGCCCCAUCCUACACGUCCCAAUCGUUCAAGAAGAACAGCUACUCCUCAGGGGCCUACAACCCCUUCAAGAAGCCCAAGGUGUGGGACCCGGAGGAGACAGAACGCGCGCACGCCCAGUUCCUUGAGACAUGGCUGAAGCAGGCCCGCCUGGCGCUGGGCGGCUCCUCCACCACCACCAGGACCACCACCGCCAAGGAGGCUGACCCUCUGGCCGAGGCUGUCGCUGACGCCGCCAAGAAGGGUGCCACAGGACCCCGCGCAGGGGGCCGCCGCCGCCUGCGUGGACGUGGCCGCCCGCGUCCCCGCCAGGACAAGGGACAAGCACCUUCCACGGAUAAACCCGCAGCCGCGGAGCAGAGCACGGACGCCCCCGCUGCCCCCGCCACGGAAGCGGUGCCUGAGGUGACUUCCCCGCCCCCCACUGAGGCGCCUGCACCGCCCCCAGAGCCCUCGACCACCCAGGCUCCCACUCCUGCUCCCGCUCCUGAGACUCCUGCCCCUGAGCCUCCCGCGGCCCCGGAGCCCGCCAAGACCACCGCAGACCAGUACUACAUGGAGUACGACUACGCUGACGGCUACGGCUACGACUACUACGGCGGCGACUACUACGGUAACGAGUACUACACCCAGUACGCCGAGGAGCCCCAGGCCAAGGAGCUCACCCCCGUGGUGGAGAGGACCGAGGCACCCCAGCCUCCCCCCACCCCCGAGCCAACCACCACCACCACCACCACCUCCACCACCACCACCACCACCGAGGCGGCGCCGGAGCCCCUCCUGCAGCAGGUGCAGUCCAUCGUGGCGGAGUACGCCCAGGAGUCGGCGCGCCAGGAGUCCUCCGUGGUGCUGCCGCAGGAGCUGAGGAGCAAGUACCCCCAGGUGGAGUACGGCGCCGACGCCUACACGGAGUACGACCCCUACGACUACUACGGCGACUACUACUACGACGACGGGGCGGUGGACUACGCCGAGGCUUUCACCACCGAGGCGCCCACCACUGAGGCCCCCACCACAGAGGCCCCCACCACCACCACCACAACCACCACCACCACCACUACACCUCCCCCAACCACCACUACCACCACCACCACACCCGCCCCCACCACCACCCCUGAGGCGCCCCAGCCGGUACCUAUGGUGCGUCCCCGCCAGCGCGGCAGGGGCGCCGGCCCGGCAGGAGGCGACCCGGGCGGCCCCGCGGUCAGGGCUCCGAGAGCCAGACACAGCAGCCUGAGGACACCACCAACGCUGACGGCGAGAGCGUGA
Molecule: messenger RNA, 1484 nt
Organism: Portunus trituberculatus (swimming crab)
Lineage: Eukaryota; Metazoa; Arthropoda; Malacostraca; Decapoda; Portunidae
Product: proteoglycan 4-like
Exons: 2
Coding region: 135-1484 (449 amino acids)
Source: RefSeq, a predicted model, not a curated record